AUGGAACUCGCCAUGGAAAGACGCUUCCUCGCUCUCUCAAUUUUAUUCGUCUUGAUCAGUCGAUCUGAUUGUUCGGGUAGAGUCAAACGAAUCGUGGGGGGAAUUUAUGCCGCUAAACCCCCCGAGGAUGAUCCAGUGGUUUUCGUGAAUCGCGACGAUCGUAACGCAAGAGUUUACGGAUCUCGUGAUCCCGGCGCAGGAUUUUACGUCUUCAGAGGGAUUAGAUUUGGCGAACCGCCUGUUGGUCGCAGUAGAUUUCAGAGAGCUAGAGCUGUGCAUUUGGACGGUGAAUACAACGCGACAAUUUGGGGUCCACCGUGCCCCCAACUUCACAAAGGAAAUGUCAUUGGCUCCGAGGAUUGCCUAUUCCUGAACGUUUUCACACCGGCACUUCCGGAUUCUGGGGACGGCUACCCGGUCCUAAUAUGGAUCCACGGGGGAGGGUUUCGGAUUGGCGCAGCCUGCCAAUAUGAGAUGAGGAAUUUAAUAAAAAAACACAUGGUCGUUAUUUCCAUUCAGUACAGACUCGGGUCCCUAGGGUUUUUGAGUACCGGGACUCGAGAUCUACCCGGGAAUAACGGAAUGUUUGACAUGACUCUGGCCGUCAACUGGGUGAAGAAAUACAUCGGAUAUUUCGGGGGAAAUCCGGACAGAAUUGUUGCCUUUGGUCAAGGCACUGGGGCCAGCUCCGCCCUGAUGCUUUCUCUGUCGACGUUGACUAAGAAUCACUUCAGUGGACUGAUCGCGAUGUCAGGAACUAUCCUAUCGAAUUUCGUAUUCGAUAGAGAUCCCAUGCAAACGACAAAGUUCAUCGCGUUUUCCCACGGAUGUCCUACUGAUGAUGUAACUGCGAUGGUGCGGUGUCUCCAGGAAUUACCGGUGGAGAAAUUAAUUUCAGUGGAUUCGAAAUUAUCGCAUAUUCGGAUGGUGGCUGAUGGCUUUAUUUCCGAAAUAUCCGCGCUUUUGGGCGCCGGGCCUGUGGUAGAAGGAAGGGACGAUGAAAGGGGUCUCCCGAAUUUCAUGACUGACAAGCCCGAAAACAUCUUAAAUCUCGGAAACUUCCCAAAAAUUCCUCUUCUCACUGGAGUUGUCAAGGACGAAACUGGAGAUUCCAUCUCCGGUGGCUACAGCAACGAAAUACAGAAUAAACUAAAGACAAUCCCAGACUUUCUGAAUAAAGAAUUACUGCCUUCUCUCCAGAACACAAUUCCGUUUUUCGGUAAUAGUUCGCGGCAGUUUAUUCCCAGCGCUUUCAGUGAAUACCUAAAGAUUCCUGCGGGUGGGAAAUUAAAAAAGAGCUUGAAGAAAGUAGCCGAGGCAGUGACCGACGCAAUCUUCAACGCCCCCGCCCUUAUGACCCUCAAUUACUGGAGCAAAAAGGCGAAUGCUUAUUUCUACAGUUUCGAUUACAGCACUAAACACUCUCAUGGGAAGAACUUCCUGGCUGGGCUGCCCCUGGUGGACGCCAAGGACCCCUCGCUGGGGUCGACAGGCCACGGAGACGAUCUGGGAUUCAUUUUCGGGCAUAAUGACAUCUUCGGGGACCAACUACCACCAGUGCCAUUCUCAAAGGAAGACGAGGGGGUCACGGAUAUCUUCACAGAUCUCAUUUCACAAUUCGCUAGAACGGGAAAACCUGGAGGGGAUGAGGCAAGCGGAGGCAUUCCGUCAUUCUCCAGCGAAGAUAACUCCUACAUUAGCAUAACUGAUAAGAUAAAACCCAUGAAGAACUUUAGAUUUUGCGAAAUGAGUUUAUGGACUGGGGCUGUCGAGAAACUAGUGUCACCCAGUUGUGACGUCCUCAGGGUCACGUCUGAAACUGUCGAGAGACUUGGGAAGGAGACGAAGAAAAUUGUUGAUUUAGUGCCUCCUAUCGAUACCAUAAAAAAACCGAUUGAUGGGCUGGGAAAUGUGGGAGGGAAAGUCAUUCCUGGAGGAAUUCCAACUGUGUCUCUUCCGAAAAUUCCCACGUUUGGCCUCUUUUAGAUGAAAACAUAGCAAUUUUUUUAUUCACGAGAACUUGUGAUU
Messenger RNA from Diachasma alloeum, 2028 nucleotides. RefSeq names its product pyrethroid hydrolase Ces2a. The coding region runs from base 1 to 1986 and encodes 661 amino acids. The record is from RefSeq and is a predicted model, not a curated record. Lineage: Eukaryota; Metazoa; Arthropoda; Insecta; Hymenoptera; Braconidae. The transcript is spliced from 4 exons.